AUUGUAACUAGAGGUGUGGUUGGCACAUCGUUUCAGCUCCGAGGUUUUGCUGCCAAAGCUAAGAAGAAGUCCAAGUCAGAUGGAAAUGCAUCGUCUGAGGAAGGUAUGUCGAAAAAGGAGAUUGCUCUUCAGCAAGCACUUGAUCAGAUUACCAGUUCUUUUGGCAAAGGCUCCAUCAUGUGGCUCGGUCGUGCUGUUUCUCCUAGAGAUGUCCCGGUUUACUCUACCGGGUCUUUUGCUCUUGAUCUAGCAUUAGGAGUUGGUGGCCUUCCCAAGGGACGUGUUGUGGAGAUAUAUGGUCCUGAAGCAUCUGGGAAAACAACACUUGCUCUUCAUGUUAUUGCUGAAGCACAAAAACAAGGAGGAACAUGUGUAUUUGUAGAUGCUGAGCAUGCUCUUGACUCGUCACUUGCUAAGGCAAUCGGUGUAAAUACAGAGAACCUGCUUCUAUCACAGCCUGAUUGUGGCGAACAGGCUCUUAGUCUUGUGGACACUUUAAUCCGAAGUGGUUCGGUUGAUGUUAUUGUUGUUGACAGUGUAAGUAAGGUGGCUGCUCUUGUACCUAAAGGAGAGCUUGAGGGCGAGAUGGGUGAUGCUCAUAUGGCUAUGCAAGCAAGAUUGAUGAGCCAAGCUUUGCGUAAACUGAGCCACUCUUUAUCGUUAUCGCAAACUCUUCUCAUCUUUAUAAACCAGGUGAGAGCAAAGCUUUCUACAUUCGGAGGAUUUGGAGGUCCAACAGAAGUAACAUGUGGUGGCAAUGCCUUGAAGUUUUAUGCUUCUAUGCGUCUGAAUAUAAGGCGAGUGGGACUUGUCAAGAAAGGCGAAGAUACAAUAGGAAGUCAAGUUGCUGUAAAGAUAGUGAAGAACAAACUUGCACCGCCGUUUAGAACAGCGCAGUUUGAGCUCGAGUUUGGGAAAGGGAUCUGCAAGGUCACGGAGAUAAUUGAACUGAGCAUUAAGCACAAGUUCAUUGCUAAAAACGGAACGUUCUACAAUCUAAACGGGAAGAACUACCAUGGAAAAGAGGCUUUGAAGAAGUUUCUGAGAUUGAAUGAGCCGGUUCAAGAAGAGCUUAUGACCAAGCUAAAUAUUUAUAAAAUAAAUAUGUUACAAUAGUUGAUUGUUCUUUAAUUUUAA
Raphanus sativus (radish) is the source of this 1137-nucleotide messenger RNA. Its product is annotated as DNA repair protein recA homolog 3, mitochondrial. The record is from RefSeq and is a predicted model, not a curated record. Gene Ontology annotation, biological process: DNA repair. Gene Ontology annotation, molecular function: single-stranded DNA binding; ATP-dependent DNA damage sensor activity; ATP hydrolysis activity. The transcript has 7 exons. NCBI's taxonomy places the organism in Eukaryota, Viridiplantae, Streptophyta, Magnoliopsida, Brassicales, Brassicaceae. Bases 106 to 1116 code for a protein of 336 amino acids.